Molecule: messenger RNA, 1252 nt
Organism: Exophiala xenobiotica
Lineage: Eukaryota; Fungi; Ascomycota; Eurotiomycetes; Chaetothyriales; Herpotrichiellaceae
Exons: 1
Coding region: 251-913 (220 amino acids)
Source: RefSeq, a predicted model, not a curated record
UGAGAGUCCAAGAGCCGGCAUUAAUAACCUGUCAUAUAAUCGCUCUCUCUAGAAGGAAGAUAUAGAGCAACUCCUGACUCUUCGAUCGAUAGCGCACUCGUUUCGUUUCACACCUGACUCUGCUCCAGUUGGUUCCAGAAGGGAUGAUCAUCGGCGCCAGUACCACUUGAAGCACAAGGAAACUAAAGGGCUGUCACAGUCCAAGACAUAUUGACUCCCAAAGGAGGUUCCAUUCCAUUCCAUAACCACCAUGAGGAACCUCAAGUACCAUCCAGACUUCGAUAUCCCAUGGUGUCAAAACCUUCUCGCCUCUCACAGCAUAUCGGACGUCCAAGUCCCGACUGAGCACCGUCUUCGCAGCGACAAUAAUAACAUACCCUUACACGACGGCGUGUCCAACAGCAUGUUCGCACAAACGCUGUACACACCCUCUGCCAUCCGGGCCCAGAUCAACUUCAAACGACCACGACCACGACCACGACCGACCACCCCCGAAACAGCCAAAGCCGAAGCGAACUCCCUUGAAAGUCAAAGUUCAAGUCAAAGUCACCCCUGGGAAUCCUGGGAAUACUGCUACUUACUAUCCCUCGGCUCCGGGGUCGACGGCAAGACGGGUCGCGCGCACGGGGGCUUCAACGCGCUGAUCUUGGACCAGAUGACCGGCAGCGUGGCGUCGAUGGUGUCAGGCAGUGUCGCGCCCGCGACGGCGACACUAACAGUGGAUUACAAGGCGCCCAUCGCCACGCCCGGCGUCGUGCUGUGUCGCGGGUGGGCGGUCGAAAGACAGGGACGGAAAACGUGGGUCCGGGCGCAAGUUGAAGACGGCCAGGGCAAUCUGCUUGCCAGUGGGAAGGCGUUGUUCAUCGAUCCGAAGCCGACGCCGGCGUCGACACCGAGGUCGGACAAGCUAUAAGAGAGAGAGAGAGAGAGAGAGAGAGAGCCACUGCAGACUGAAUUCUGUUCUGUUGUUAGAGAGUGCGGGAAGAAGCUUUUGUCUCAAAACUUGUGUCUCUUUCUACCAACCGAGGUACUCUAGGACUGAUCUCUUUCGAUCACGAUGCCUGCCGGCGCUGCCUGCCUCCGGUGCGAAGUAAGUGCGUAGGUGGCUGAUCGAAAGGUGGCGAUGAGGGAUGCCCGCUGAGGAUCUGGUUGGUUUGUCCAGCAAAGAAGAAAACAGGUAGAUUAGAUUUUGCGGCUCUAACAAAAUGGCCGGACAAGGAGAAGAACAAGGCGGCAUUGUCGCACAGAGAGA